This is a messenger RNA of Entelurus aequoreus (snake pipefish), 3913 nucleotides long. RefSeq names its product pleckstrin homology-like domain family B member 1. The transcript is spliced from 16 exons. Gene Ontology annotation, cellular component: basal cortex. Gene Ontology annotation, biological process: regulation of microtubule cytoskeleton organization. Bases 258 to 3632 code for a protein of 1124 amino acids. The record is from RefSeq and is a predicted model, not a curated record. Lineage: Eukaryota; Metazoa; Chordata; Actinopteri; Syngnathiformes; Syngnathidae.
CUUGGUUGGCCUAAACUUCAUCUUUCUUGCUUUUUGAACUUCAUCUAACUUGUCUUUGGUCCUCCUCGUCAGCACUGGAACACUUUAAACUUUGUGUGGGAAACAUCCUUUUAUUUUGGAGCGAAAGAAAGAAGAAAAGGACGACAAAGUGAACGUUGAAGCUACACUUUGACUUUUGGACACAUUUUAGAGUUGAAUGUGGACUUUUCCAUCCCAUGCUGCCUUUAAACGUCGAUCUUGUUGAUCCUGCUUGAAACAUGUUCAAUGGGAAUCAUCGCAGCAGUCCAGCACAGUCCCUCCAAGACCUUGGCGAGCGAGCCGAGUCGGACCACAGCGCCAUCGUCAGCUCUAUUGAGAAGGACCUCCAGGACAUCAUGGACUCCUUAGCUAUGGACGAGCCUCAGUCUUGCUCCUCGGAGGACAAAAGGCCCCCUGGGGGACCCAUGGUCAAUGGGGGGGGCAGGUAUUUGCUGUCCCCCCUCACCAGUCCAGGGGCCAUGUCCUUGGGGUCCAGCUACGAAAAUACAUCGCCAGCCUUUUCUCCGCUGUCCUCCCCUUCAGCUGCCAGCAGCCCGUCUCCUGGUGCAGCCCCCCAGGACCAGGUGUCCUCUCUGCCUCCCCAGGACCAGGUGUCCUCUCUGCCUCCCCAGGACCAGGUGUCCUCUCUGCCUCCGGUGCCUGCACGUUCCUCCAGCUAUCAUUUCACCAGCCAGCCACCUGCGGUAGCGCAGCCACGGGCCACCAACUGGGACGGUGUUGAAGGGAGCCCCGGGCUGCAGAGGAGGGUUUUAGGAGACGGUCUAAGCCCUAAGCCUAGUCGCAGAGGAUUAGGCCAAGACCCGUUUUCACAAGAAUGUCUCAGUAGCAGAACUCUAGUGCCAAGCGGCCUCACUUCCAAGCUGCAAACCUCUCCUUUUCCUGUGCCAUCUAGUUCUAGGACCAAGAUCACCACAGUGCUUCAGGAAAGGCCUGCUAGUCCUUUGAGAGGGCAGACUCUCUCAACUGAUGGCUCCAGCCCAUCCAGGCAACUUUUCCAUCCUAAUCUGGCCUUUCAGCCUCCUCUGGAUCCUGUUGUCCAUGUUAUCCAAGGAUCUCCUGCCAGCCCCCGCAUGGCCAGGAGGAACCUAGAACCGAACAUGAGAGAACUUCCACCUCUAAGUCCCUCCAUCGCUCGAAGAGGCGGCCAAGCGGCCACCGUGAAGGCCCCGGACAGCCCCUCAAGUCUGCGCAGGCCAACCCCAGAGAGUCUCUGGCUUCAUCGCAAGUUUGGAACCUUGCCUGAGGAUCUGACUGGCAGUAAAGGGAUGCGAGCUCGUAGUCCCUCCCCCACCUUUCCCAUGAAGGAAGGUGGCUCACCAAAGGCCACCUCUGGACACGCCUUGUCACCUGCCUACAGUCUGGGUUCUCUUCCUGGCUCCUCCCCCAUGGCCAGUCCCAGGUGCACCAGGAAGAUCUCAGCGGUGAGGGAGAGGAAGAACAGCAUCACGGAGAUCAGUGACAACCAGGACCAGCUGCUGGACUAUCACCGCCAUCAGAGGGAUGAACGACUCCGAGAGCAGGAGAUGGAGAGACUGGAGAGACAACGGCUGGAGAGCAUCCUCAAUAUGUGUGCCCAAUACAACCAAGGAGAGGAUCCACUGGAUCCCACAAGGGCAGCUUUUCCUGGUGGCUUCUUAGAAGGAUCACUGCACACCACCUCCACUGAUGGUGUGCUGGGCGGAACAUCUUCUCAGCAUCUGGCACACACCACCUCCACUGAUGGUGUCCUGGGAGGAACAUCUUCUCAGCGUCUGGCACACAGACAGAGUGAGGAAGACAACCUGAAGGAGGAGUGGAGCAGUACAGAGAGCACUCAUCAGGAGGAUGAAGAUGGACUCCUUCACCUGGAGGAGGAGCGAGUCCGAGUCUUGUCCCGGAUCGAUGAAGUCCAAAGCCAGCUGAUGGAACUGGAUCAACAACUUCAGGAGUCCAAGCAGGAGGCUGAGAUGGAGCGUGCUUUGCUGCAGGGAGAGAGGCGGGCAGAGGUGGAGCAAAUAGAGGCGGAGUCAGACAUCAUCAAUCAACUUCAGCACAAACUAGUGCAGCUGGAGACUGCCAUCCAGCACGAGAGAGACAAGGAGAGGUGUAAAGUGGAGGAGGAGCGUGGUUCCCUACAAAGACUACAAGAGAGUGUGAGUGAGCUGAAGAAGAAGCUGCAUGAUUGUCCUCAGUCUCUGUGCCAACACUUGCACGAAGACUUGCAGAGGGGAGAGGCGGUGGAAGCAGGAAGUAAGAAGUUUGAGGAUUUGGAGUUCCAGCAGCUGGAAAGAGAAAGUGGCCUGGAGGAGGAGAGAGAAAGUAUCAGCAAGCAGCUGCUGGACUUCCACUGCAGUGUGAGCACCAGGAAGGACAAAGUGCUGGUCCUGGAGAAGCAGGCUGAAGAAGUGAGGCUGCAGGCCAGUGAGGAGCAUCACAGUGUGGCCAAGCAGAGACGUGUGAAGCUGCAGGUGCUGCACAAGGAGAAGGAGAAGGUUGCUGCUCUGGAGAAGAAAUAUUGCAUCAUGUCUGGAGGGAAGAAGCUUUCUUCUGCCAUCAGAGAAAGCCCCCUGGUGGCGUGUGACAGCAAGGUCAGCGUGUCCAGUAAGUUAGUGUCGACUCUGCAGAACAUCAACAACAACAGACAGCUGACCAUGCAGCAGACAGGUCAUCAGGUGAUUGAAGAUCAGCGACGUCGUCUGGCUGACUUGAAGCAGAAAGCGGCGCAGGAAGCUCAGAGUCAGUGGGAAGCUCUCCAUGGUUCACUUCCUCACCUGCUCACCUCCACCUCCUGUAGCCCCGCCCCCUCACACCUGCUGCGCCACUCCAUCCUGCACCACCACCCCCCCUCAGCUGGAGAGCAGCCCUACGACACACUCAGCCUCCACAGCUCAGACAGUCUGGAGACCUGCUCACCUGACUACUUGGCCAGUGUUGUUGUAGGAUCAGAUGUGUUGAAGAUUGAAGAGAUGGAGAAGAAGCUGAAAGAAGCUCAGAUGGAGAAAGCAAGACUCAUUGAGUUUAGGGAACAGGAGAGUGCUGCUCGCCUUCAGCUGCUGGAGGAAGAGAGGAGGAUGAGACAGGAAGUGGAAAGAAGACUGCAGGAAGAAAGUCAUCAUCGCCACAAGUUGGUGGAAGAAGAAGUGAAGAUGAGAGCCAAGAACUUCUCUCAGGCUCGUCCAAUGACACGCUACCUGCCCAUCAGGAAGGAGGAGUUUGAUCUCCACGCCCACAUCGUGGCGUCCGGUCACAGCGUGGACACGUGUGGUCAUGUGACCUUAGCCGCCACCCUCUGCAGAGGUCACAUGGUCAAGAUGGGCGGGAACAUCAAGUCUUGGAAGAAGCGCUGGUUUGUCUUUGACCGCCUGAAGAGAACCUUCUGCUACUACAUGGACAAACAGGAGAACAAGCUGAAGGGUGUGAUCUACUUCCAGGCCAUCCAGGAGGUGUACUAUGAUCACCUGCGCAGUGCUACUAAGAGCCCCAACCCAACUUUGACCUUUUGUGUGAAGACUCAUGACCGUCUCUACUUCCUGGUGGCACCUUCUGCUGAGGCCAUGAGGAUCUGGAUGGACGUCAUCGUGACGGGAGCUGAGGGGUACACACACUUCAUAUAGUGAGGGUACACACACUAGUGAGGGGUACACACUAGUGAGGGGUACACACACUUCAUAUAGUGAGGGUACACACUAGUGAGGGGUACACACUAGUGAGGGGUACACACUAGUGAAGGGUACACACUAGUGAGGGGUACACACUAGUGAAGGGUACACACACUUCAUAUAGUGAGGGUACACACUAGUGAGGGGUACACACACUUCAUAUAGUGAGGGUACACACUAGUGAGGGGUACACACACUUCAUAUAGUGAGGGUACACACUAGUGAGGGGUACACAC